AUGUGGGCAGAUGUCAUCGCUGUGCUUUGCUCCCGGCAGGGAAAGCGGGCGCAGGUCACAGCCACCGGCUCAACCCCAAACGCCGGGGGCAGCGCCACCAUUCGCGGCCUGCGGGCGCGUUCGCGUCGCAGCAGUAGCCGUGCGGGCGGCCCAGGCCGCUCACUGCUGCUCGCGCUCCUGCUGGGGGCCCGCGGCUGCUGGCUGCGGGUGACGGGCCGCUUCUCAUCCCGCAGCCUGCUGGAGCUCUCGCUGAGCCCGGGCCUGCGCACGCUGAACCUGCACGGAAACCGCGUCGCCCGCAUCGAGGGGCUCGCGCAGCUGCGGGGCCUGCAGCACCUGGACCUCUCCUCCAACCGCAUCCGCCGCAUGGAGGGGCUCGGCGCCCUGCGCAGCCUGCGCACGCUCAACCUCUCCUGCAACCUCAUCGACAGCGUGCAAGGACUGGAAAAUCUCCUUAAUUUAACUGUACUGAACUUGUCGUAUAACCGCAUACAUGAUCUCUCUGGACUUAAGUGCCUUCAUGGAACCAGCAGCAAGAUGAGUCAUAUUGAACUGCACGGUAACUGCAUAAAUGAUAUUAAUCAUUUACUUCAGUGCACAAAGGGACUGCACUCUUUGACCAGUCUCACAUUAGAGAAAAAUGGAAAGACCAACCCAGUUUGCCACACAGCAGGUUACAGAGAAGUUGUUCUUCAGACUUUGCCCCAGCUAAAAGUUCUAGAUGGAAGAAAUACUUAUGGUGAACCAGUAGAAGAAAAGGCAGAAGAAAACUUGCAGUGUUUAGACGAUAUUUUGGACUACUUGGUUUCAUCUACAAACCCCAUAUAUGAACAUAAGAACUGUGCUACGUUGCCUAUGGUGACACCUCAUAUUGACCAGGCGUUAGCCCAUUUUCGUCAACGAACAAGAAUGUCACUGCAAAGUGCUGUCAGCUCCUCUACGGAGGCCAUCUCCUCUUCAGAACCAGAAAAGGCCAAACAGGAUAAAAUACACAGUGAGAUGAGGAUUAAAAAAAUAGAAGAUCAGAUUUCCCAGAUACUGCAAAAGGUAUCUGAUGACUCAAAGAAGGAUGCUCCUCCACAUGUUCUCAAAGCUAAGAGAGACACAGAUCCAACUUCUGAGAGUGACCAUGAGAGUGGGAAAGAAAACAACCGAAAAGUUGUGAAAAGAAGCAAGAUCCCUCCCUGCCGAAGAACUGCUUCAUCUACUAAGAGUCAUUCCAGUCAUCCCAAGAGCAAAGUAACUAACAGAGAAGAGAAAGUUUUGUCCAAGUGUCCAUGCUCCAAUCAGAGAAACUCUCAUGUCAGUUCAUCGGAUACCCCAGACCUGGAAGUAAUGGGAAGAAGAGCUGAAUUAUUAAUAGGAAAGCAGAACCAUACAGAAAAAAUAGAAGAAACUACUUCAAAUGCCCCAGGGGAAUCCACAUACCGAGCACUGAUUCAGGAAUUGGAUCAGGAGAAAGAAAGGAGGUGGAAAGCAGAACAAGCUGAGAAGAAACUAAUAGAACAUGUCAAAGAACUAGAGAAACAUGCGAAAGAAGAAAAGAAUAUUCAGAGUAUGGCUGUGUACACUACAGAUAGAUUAAAGGAAUUGAUACUGAAAGAGAGAGAGGUUAAAACAAGAUUGCAAGCAGAUGUCCAGCAAUUGAAAGGUGAAGCUGAAAGACUUACUAAUGAGUUAAAUCAGGCAAAAAAUAAAGAAGCGGAAUAUCAGAAGGCCAUGCAAGCUUUAGAAGAAACACUGGCUAAGAUGGAGACCCAGAGACUGCAGCAACGAACAGCAGAGAUGAAGCAGGUUCAAGAAGCAGAGCUUAGAGCAUCAGCAAAUGAAAGAGAAGUACAAUUGCUCCGGGUAUCAAUUCGACAACAGAAGGAGAAGGUAAAACAACUACAUGAACUUCUCAUAUUAAGAGAGCAAGAACAGAGGAAAGAACUUGAAACUCGAGUUGUUUUACAUGGACCUGAAUUCCAGCAUGUCUUGUCAAAGGAAAUGGCUAAAGAAGAGCAGAGACAUGAAGAGCGUGUUAAAGAAUUGCAGGAGAAAAUUAAUGGGUUAAACCAGAAAUAUAUGGAGUUAGAAGAUGAAUUUCGUUUAGCUUUAACUAUUGAAGCAAAAAGGUUUAAAGAGGUUAAAGAUGCGUUUGAAAAUGUUGCUGCUGAGCUAGCUGAACAUAAACAGGCCCUCUUUCAGUCUGAACAAAAGGAAGAGCAGAUGGCAAGUCUGAUCCAAGACCUGACAAGCAUAGUGAAAGAACAGAAAGAAAAAAUUACAGAAUUAUUAAAAUCAAAGCAAGAAGCCACAGCAAAUCUCAAG
Messenger RNA from Tinamus guttatus (white-throated tinamou), 2313 nucleotides. NCBI's taxonomy places the organism in Eukaryota, Metazoa, Chordata, Aves, Tinamiformes, Tinamidae. The record is from RefSeq and is a predicted model, not a curated record.